AUGACAAUCAGAUUGUUGGUUGAUAUUGUCACGUUAGCUGUCAUUACAGCAGCUUCUAUUUGCGAUGGUAAAGAGGAAAAUGGAUAUUACUGCGACGGAAAUAUAUUGACGAAUUGCGCGGACGGGGAUGUGCUCACGGCGACGCUGUGCACGUUGGGGUGCAACGAAACGACAAGAACAAAAACAAGUUGCACCGGGUCGAGCUCAUGUUUUUAUGGGUAUCCAGGGAGUUUUUGUGAAAUCAAAAAGGUGGGAGAGGACUUUCAAAGUGGUGUGACGGUGUGUCACAGAAACGGAAUUCAGCAAUACUUUUCAUGUCUCACCGAUUGUGUACAACUGACAGAAUCCUUUGCGAGGUGCACACCUUCAGACAAAUGCGUGUGGCUUGACAGAUCGUCAAAAACGUUUGGGUACUGCCCAACACCCAAAACACAGAUCCACGAAAGUGAUAGGUACAACUUUGCUUUGAACGACGCUUUGGCGAGAGAACUCCAACAAGAGCUGGCAUUAAAAUCGCCGUUUUGCCCGUUCAUGUCAUACCUCGCUGCAUGUUCAUUGGUGUACACCGAGUGCACAACAAACGCGUUCUUUUCAAAGGAAGAUGGGACGUCGUGUUUCACCGAUUGCAACAAUUACAACGACUGUGCGGAACUUUCUGGGAUCAGUUCGAAACUGGACUGCUCGAUGCUGUGCGCGACAGACAUUGUUACGCUCCAUUUGUUUUUGUUAUUCAUUCUUUUGUUAUAA
Molecule: messenger RNA, 747 nt
Organism: Entamoeba invadens IP1
Lineage: Eukaryota; Evosea; Mastigamoebida; Endamoebidae
Exons: 1
Coding region: 1-747 (248 amino acids)
Source: RefSeq, a predicted model, not a curated record